AAAGAAUAUAUCACCUACUUGUUCUUUAUCCAUUACUCACACAAACCACCAUUUUUGCACCACCAAUCUCUGAAUGUCUAUUGGGAAUACAGAUGAGACAGUGGCCACUGAUGCUAUCGUCCCCGAUUCCAUCACCGCCACCGCCCUACCAGCUAAUGGUGACGGUCUUGUGUCUCGUAAACCCACCGCCCGAGUGCAAGUGGUAAAGCCCCUAGAAGUCAGCACAGACACCGCCCAGAAACAUCCUCCCAACAGCUUGAGGAACACAGGGAUUGUUUCAGUGUUCUUCUGGCUUGUGGACGAGCUCCGGCGGUUUAUCGGGGGUGGUUCUUCGUCCGCUGCCAAUGACAGCAAAAGUACAGGUAGCACAUCCACCAUCAAUUUAUUUAUCACUUAUUUCAACCACGCCAUCCUAUUGAUCAUUUUCUUCAUCAUCUCCAUCUACAAAAACUACUUGUAUGUCCGCCGGAGAAUCCACUUGAAGUUCUUGAACCUCACCUAUUUCCCCAAUAAAUCACCACACAUCAUCCGAGAUGACGUGAACAAGCUUUCGAGAAUCCCUAAGCGUGUAAGCUGCAUUGUCAAUUUCAAGGACGAAGAGGAGGAGAACGGAGGGAUUGACGGUCUCAUCAACGACAUUAGUGAGUUGACCGCUUGGAGUGUCAGUGCCGGGAUCCAAGAGUUGAGCAUUUACGAGUACAACGGGGUUAUCAACGACUACUACUUGGAGUUAAAUCGCUACAUCAACAAGAAUCUCAAGAAUUACUUCGGCACCGAGUACGUGCCUAACAUUAGCAUAAAAUCCCCUCACUCCAGUAAGGUUCUCGUCAACAAGCCCGAAAAGCCGAUCGAUUUGUACGUCAACCUUUUGAGCAAAGUUGAUGGUAAACCCACCAUUGUGGAACUCACUAAAACCAUUAGCGAAUUGGCAAUUAAUAGAGAAUUGUCGGUCAAAGACAUCACCAUCGACUUGAUCAAUGACGAGUUGGUCGAAUUGGUGGGCCUGGAGCCCGACUUGAUGAUUAUCUUCAAUCCAAACUUGGACCUCCAAGACUAUCCACCAUGGCACAUUCGUCUCACCGAACUCUAUUGGGAACCCGAUAAUAAGGAUAUCACCUAUGCAGUAUUCAUCAGGGCGUUACAGAACUACGCCAAGGCCAAGGUUAAUGUUGGAAAGUGAUUUAUAGUGAGUAGUGUAAUGAGAUCAUCAGUUGCAACCAUUUAUAUAUAAAAUACGCGUAU
Molecule: messenger RNA, 1242 nt
Organism: Yamadazyma tenuis ATCC 10573
Lineage: Eukaryota; Fungi; Ascomycota; Pichiomycetes; Serinales; Debaryomycetaceae
Product: ditrans,polycis-polyprenyl diphosphate synthase
Cellular component (GO): dehydrodolichyl diphosphate synthase complex; endoplasmic reticulum membrane
Molecular function (GO): ditrans,polycis-polyprenyl diphosphate synthase [(2E,6E)-farnesyl diphosphate specific] activity
Source: RefSeq, a predicted model, not a curated record